Molecule: messenger RNA, 701 nt
Organism: Mus caroli (Ryukyu mouse)
Lineage: Eukaryota; Metazoa; Chordata; Mammalia; Rodentia; Muridae
Source: RefSeq, a predicted model, not a curated record
UGAGAUCAUCAUCUCCAUCCAACAGGCCUGGAAGAUUGCCUGCCAGGAAGAGCUGUGUUCCCCUCCGAGUUAGAUGACACCUUUGCCAAAAAGUUGGAGAUGCUCUUCUGUGGCCCGGUGACCGUGNCUCACAAGAAGGCCCCACCCGCACUGAUCGAGGAGUGUAUCCAGGAGUUCAACCAUGUGAGNUGCGGUCGCAGAAUGGACUGGGAAGAGCCCACCUGGCAGGCAUCANCGCCUGGCCCCAGGCCCAUGCGCAAAUCCUUCUCACAGCCUGGACUNCGCUCGCUGGCCUUCAGGAAGGAGUUCCAGGACGCUAGCCUCCGCAGUAGCACCUUUAGCUCCUUUGACAAUGACAUCGAGAACCACCUCAUCGGUGGGCACAAAGUGGUUCAGCCCACAGACAUGGAAGAGAACCGAACUACACUGUCGGUGUCCUGGAAAGGCAUUCUCUUGUGCCCCAGUGCCAUGGCUAUGACCUGGAAGCAUCUCAGGAGAGAAACUUGAGGAUACCUGCUGUUGCUGUAGUGCUUAGACCCUAUGACCCAAUAGUGUUAUCCCCAUUAUUUCCCUUGCAAAACCUUUUAUGUGAGUGCUUCAGGAGCUAUGCACAAGAGAGUUUACUGCAGCCUCCAUCCUAAAAGCUGGAAAAUGGAGUAAAUUAUACUCAGUAGCAGGGCCAGAAACAGGUUUGUUAUACA